AAUUUGGGGAAAAAUACAUCGAUAAAUAUUGAAAACAUUAGAGAACCAUGACCCACCAACCCAUACCAGACGAUUCCUUCGUCCUCACAAGCAUGUGAAUAUUCUCUUUCACCAUAAUUCAAUCAUCAACAUUGCCUGUCCAAUUUCUCUUCCACAUCUUUAUAACUUCAAUUCCCUAAACUCUCUACGCCAUAGCCGCUCUUUUAACUUUUACUCACAAUUUUUUUUUUCUUAAUACUGUGUUUAUUAUAUAAGGGGAAAAUGAAACCCAUCACAUCAGAUCAGAUAACACUAAAAUCUUACCAUAAGCACACCAAAUAAUAGCCUGUGACCAUUCGCUUGCCUUUGAUUGACAUAAUUUAUUACAGCGUGGUUGCUUUCAUUUUGACUCCAUAAUUCCGCAGUUUCUAGAUGUCAAGGUGCUUCAGCUUCACCGAUGUCAAGAACUCCUGCUACAGAUCCACCUUCAUCAAAUCGGGUCUCCGAUCUACCAUCACCGACCUCCAUGACAGCACUGUAAUGCACUGCUGGAUCCCCACUGUUCGAGAAUAUUCCAAACCAAAUCUCCUCCUCAUCCACGGCCUCGGUGCCAACGCAUUGUGGCAAUGGGGGGACAUCAUCCGCUUCAUGACCCCCCACUUCAACGUCUUCGUACCGGACCUCGUAUUCUUUGAGGAGUCCUACACAACCCGACCCGAACGCACCGAGGCGUUCCAGGCUCAGUGCCUGAUGCGGCUCAUGGAGGCCCACUCUGUAAAGAAAUUCAGCCUGGUGGGGUUGAGCUACGGUGGGUUUGUCGGGUACGGUUUGGCGGCGCAAUUCAGCGAGGCCGUGGAGAGGGUGGUGAUAUGCAGCGCCGGGGUGUGCAUGGAGGAGAAGGAUUUGAAAGAAGGGGUGUUCAGAGUUUCCGAUUUGGAAGAGGCGGCAUCAAUUUUGGUGCCCCAGACGCCGAAUAAACUCCGCGAGCUAAUGGGUUACACCAUGUUCAGGCCGCCGCCUCUCAAUUUAGUGCCGUCGUGUCUGCUCGCUGAUUUCAUUGACGUAAGUCGCCUCCAGCUAUCUGAUCCUCCAGUAGCUAAUCAAAUCCUGACACGUCAACCUGACACUCAAAUCACAGAUUUUUCGUUUAAUUAAAUAAUAAUAAUAUCAUUGUAUUAUAUUAAUACUAGAAUUUGAUCGAGGAGCAGGUGAUGUGCACGGAGUACGUCGAAGAGAAGAAACAAUUGAUCCUUGCGAUUCCCAGAGACCGAAAACUUGCGAACAUUCCGAAGAUCACGCAUGUGAACACCUUUGCCUCCUACUUUCUCAAUUAUCUGAGAUCAACUUUUACUAACCAUUCUUUUGGUUUCCACACAGCCGACGUUGAUACUCUGGGGAGAAUACGAUCAUGUGUUUCCGUUGGAAUUGGGGUACAGACUAAAAAGACACUUAGGGGAUAAUGCUCACCUGGUUGUUAUCAAGAACGCGGGGCAUGCCUUCAAUGUGGAAAAGCCGAAGGAGUAUCUCAAGCACUUGAUGUCUUUUCUCGUUAAUUAAUUUGCAGACUGCUCCAGCGAGCUCACGUCUUAAGAUCGGAAACCAUUAUUCUUCGUUACAGGAUUGAUUGGGGGUGCAAAAUAGCUACAGCGAAACCAAUGUAAAAAGACAGGACAAGAAUUCAAUCCUAUGAUAUAUGCCCUGUUGGAAUACCUGCCUGUAUUAUUAAUUUGCCAGGUGCCUGCUUAGAUUUACAAUCAUAUCCUUUUUCCAUUCUUUGUGAAACAUUUUGAUAUUCUAUAUUUCUCACUUCGACAAACAUAAACUGGCUAUUUUCUA
This is a messenger RNA of Rubroshorea leprosula, 1815 nucleotides long. Lineage: Eukaryota; Viridiplantae; Streptophyta; Magnoliopsida; Malvales; Dipterocarpaceae. The record is from the annotation of a GenBank genome assembly.